Messenger RNA from Onychomys torridus (southern grasshopper mouse), 1157 nucleotides. It is a transcript of the gene Spz1, whose product is annotated as spermatogenic leucine zipper 1. Gene Ontology annotation, cellular component: nucleus. Gene Ontology annotation, molecular function: DNA-binding transcription factor activity. The transcript has a single exon. Bases 1 to 1149 code for a protein of 382 amino acids. The record is from RefSeq and is a predicted model, not a curated record. Lineage: Eukaryota; Metazoa; Chordata; Mammalia; Rodentia; Cricetidae.
AUGUCCGACUCUGACAGUGCAGCUGAGAUGUCUGCCCAGCCUCAAACUCCUAACCCUACUCCUUGUGUUAAUCAAGAACCACCGAACCCUGGGAUCACCAUUUCCCUCCUUGAAAUUGGAUCACUCCCCCCUUUCUGCUGGAGUUCCCUCCCAUCACCAAAGAAUAGUAUCCGUCCUCUAACAAGACCAAGGACGGUACAGAAAUUUAGCAAUCUCUUAAGAGAUGUUAGAGAUGUUCUUAAAAGUAUAGCAGGCUUUGAAGAGCAGCCUACAGAAGUCAGGGAGUCUUUUGACGAUGCCAGUACUUCCAAGGAUAUGUCAGAACUUAAAAUCAGAGGUGUUGAUAAGAGAAAUAAAAUGAGAUUUAAAGAUAUGCUCUUUAAUUUCGACCCAGAGAAAGAACAGAACACAAAGAAGCAGGAGACGAUAUGGAAUAACCAGGGAGCUAAGAACAUGAUGCAUGUGUAUGCAAGGGAUCUGUGCCAUUCAGAAGGAAAGAGAGGCUGUGAUGACAUGCAGCUGAAUAUGGAAAGAGGCCAGUACGGAUGCCAUCACUUCUGUGGGAAAUACGGAAGAGUCAGGAACAACACGGAGCAGCCACUGCAGGAAACAGAUCACUGGAGCACACAGCGAGACGAGCUCGGCGAUAUAAUGAAGUCGUACCAGGAUUGCCAGAAAGAAGACAGGAGAGAAUCUUUUGAAAACAAUCACGUCUCUUUCCAAACGGAGUCCGACGAGGAGCCCUCCUCCAAGCAGGAGCUGGAGGCGCAGGUGAGGAAGUUGAGCCACGACACGCACUCGCUGCAUUUGAUCGCAGCCCUGCUGCAGAAUGAGUGCCAGAUCCUCCAACAGAGGGUAGACAUUCUCAGAGAGUUCCAUCUCCACGAAGCGGGGUCCCUGCACGAGAGGCCAGUACUGUUGUACCAUGUGUACGACAGGAAAAGUCAGAAGUCAGCAGAAGCAGACAGGGUGGAAGGGAGCAGACAGCCUGCGAGGGUAAUAGAGGGCGGGAUUCCUAGGAGAGAGAAGAUCUUGCGGGGCUGCGAUGCUUGUCUGAAUAAGAAAGCUCGGAACAACCGCUUCAACACCCGCGUUGCAAGAAAAACCCUCUUGGUGAAAAAGAGACCAAUUAGCAACAGCUUCCGGUAAGAAGCCAU